UGCUGUGCAGAGUUAGAAUCUGGCUAUGGUCUGCUGCCCACCUCAGCUGAACCUGUAAAAAGGGAGCAGCUCCAUUGCUCUAAAAGGCCGUGGAGUGAAGGACCCUCGUAUCUUUUGUCCUGGCACAGUUCCCCUCUGCUAGAUGCUCUGACCUUGGAAACCUCCUGCCCAAAUAACCCCCCUAGGCACAGCUGGGACCGACCUUGCAGGCAGCUCCGCACCUUUGGAAGGGGUGACCUGGGACAUGUGUCCACAUCAGAUGUGACAUCAGAGGCCUGCAGGUGGAAAAUAUGCUCUGCUGGUGACUGCACUGAUGCAGACCUUCCUGUUUCCAUUACAAUGAUGGACUCUUCACUCACUGAGCUUGACCGUGCGGACUCAACGCUACCAGCCAGUCUGAUCCCAUCCAGCGAUCACUUUGCUUCAACCCAAGAAGUUCUUGCGUCCUCUGUGGAAGGCGCGGCACCAGUGACGGGGGGCUGCCUUGUUAUGGAGGAAAAAUCACCCAAGGGCUUACGUGAGGGAGAGGAAGAUGUGCCGACUUCCGCAGGCACGGAGAAAAACAGCGGCAAGGACGCAGCUGGUCCUGUGUCAGGACCCCUCAAGAAGGAAUUCUGCCCCGUGCCAGAGGAGCACAAACCUGCACCUCAAAAUGUUUUAAAGCAAGACCCGGAGGUGGACCAGGAUAAGAAAAAUAACAAAGAGCAGGGUGAGGAAGCACCAACUGUGGCUCCCAGUAGGAAAGGGAGUUCACCCGCUGCAGGUGGCAUUAAAGGAGAUAAAACGAAGCAAAACGAGCUUGAAUCCCCUAGUGAGAAGGAAGUGGAGGCUGAGUUUCUGAGGUUGUCUUUAGGUUUUAAAUGUGACUUGUUUACCUUGGACAAGAGGGUGAGGCUCGAAGAAAGGUCCCGAGACUUGGCUGAAGAAAACUUGAAAAAGGAGAUCACAAAUGCUGUGAAGAUGCUGGAGGCUUUAGUUCCUCUGUGUGAAGAAGACAACCAAGCACAGGAGAUCAUUAAGAAGCUGCAGAAAAGCUUGCAGUUCCUCAGCCAGUACGCAGCCCGAGUGGCCAGCAGAGCAGAGAUGCUGGGAGCCAUUAAUCAGGAGAGCCGGGUCAGCAAGGCUGUGGAAGUAAUGAUCCAGCACGUGGAAAACCUGAAGCGCAUGUACGCGAAAGAACACGCGGAACUCGAGGAGCUGAAACAGGUCCUGCUCCAGAACGAGAGAUCCUUCAGCUCCCUGGGAGACAGAGAUGAAUCUACAAAUAAAAAGCUACCGAGUCCUUUUAACUUUAAGCCAUCGUCAGCCCUGAGGAGAGUUAGCAUUGCAACAGUGCCCAGGAGCGCUGGGAAUGCAGGGAUUGGGUUGCCACUGGCCCAACUCCACGACCCCGACGGAGAUGAGCGGAGUGAGAGGUUCAACAGGAGAUCAAGCAGUUGGGGGAAACUUGGGGCGAAGCAAAGAAAGCGUCCUUCGCUGCAGCGGUUCCUCAGCACCUACUCCUGGGCAGAGUACGAAGAGGAGCACUUUGCAACGAAAAAUGAGCAGUCAGAGUCUCCUGCUGAAGCACAGGAACAACCCACCAGGAAGGAAAGUGUCUCUGAGAAAGGAAAAUAUUCAUCAAAAUGGACCCUGGAGUCAGUGUGCAACCUGAUGUCAUCGUGGGCGUCCCACCUCAAGGCUUCCUUUUCCAACGCCAACAAAACCCUCUGGGUCUCCGUCUCCAUCCUGGUGCUCCUGGCUGCCCUCACGAGCUUCCUCACAGGGCUGUCCCUCCAGAGACCUGCAGAUGCAGCACCUGUAGGAACUGGGGACUCCUGGACGUCACUGCAGCAGCUGCUGUGGCCCUACACGAGGCUCCAACACAACGGGCCUCCCCCGGUAUAACCGAGGUUCUGACUUCUUGCAGCUGUGCUUCCCAGUUACUUUCCAAGAAGCUGAGAUAGUUUAUUUAAGGUUACACGUUUGGAUUUGUUUUGUUGGGUUGUGGGUAUUUUUUGGGGAGAUUUUUUUUUUUUUUUUCCUCUAGAGCAUGACUUGAAAUGAAAAUGUGUAUAUAUAUAUAUAUUCCCCCUCCCCUAUUCUGACAAAAGUCAUCUUUACCAGUAGCUAAGAGGGUCUCAGUUCUGUUCAGGUUUACAAUUUGAAAGCAGCUAACAAUAAAUACGACUAAGUGGUCCUGGCCACAAGAGAAUAAAGAACUUACGUUGCCUGAACAAAGGGAAAAUUGUUUGCAUUUUAGUCAUCGGAGCUGUUUCAAUGAUUUGAACAGAACAGGGUUCUAGACUUGAAAUGUAACUUUACUGAGAACUUUUGAUAAUAAAGUUUUAAAAGAAAA
Messenger RNA from Myiozetetes cayanensis, 2338 nucleotides. Its product is annotated as inositol 1,4,5-triphosphate receptor associated 2-like. The record is from RefSeq and is a predicted model, not a curated record. Lineage: Eukaryota; Metazoa; Chordata; Aves; Passeriformes; Tyrannidae. Gene Ontology annotation, cellular component: endoplasmic reticulum membrane.